Messenger RNA from Lactuca saligna, 657 nucleotides. The record is from the annotation of a GenBank genome assembly. NCBI's taxonomy places the organism in Eukaryota, Viridiplantae, Streptophyta, Magnoliopsida, Asterales, Asteraceae.
AUGAUGCAAGAAGGAGGUACUUGUCAAACAAGUGUGAUGCAAGGUAGUAACACUUUUGGGCAAUUAGGAUCCAGUAUUCGUUGGAAACUUAAAUCAACAAAUGAUGAAACUGAACAAGAUAACGAAGUAAUUGAUUUUAUUGAGGGCAGAGAGGAGAAUAUUCUCCCAGAGAAUAUACAAUUAGGACUUUUAGACAUUGAUAAUAUGCUAGAAGCUGGUUGUAGCAUGGCAGAAAUAAAAGCUAUGGCAGGUGUAAAUGAUUUCAUUGAUGAUCACCAUUUUGAUGAUGAUGACGUUGGUCUGGAUGGUGGAGUUGAAGGUGUUGGAGAUGAAGUUGUUGGUCAUGGUGAUGGUGAUGGAGAAGGUAAUGGUGUUGGAGAUGAAGUUUCUUGUGAUAGUGAUGAAGAAGGUCAUGGUGCUGGAGAUGUUGAUGAUAGUGAUGGACCUGAAGGUGAUGGUGAUGGACCUGAAGGUGGUGUUGAUGAAAUGGGUGAUGAUGAGGGAAAUCAGGGUGAUGAUGAAGGACAAGAGGUUAUCCCAAUGGUUAGGAGAAUACGGAAAACAUCUGAGAGGAUUACCAAGACAAAGUUAAGGAAUGAUGUCUAUGACAAAUAUGGUGGUGGUUCUUCUUAUAUAAACACAAUCAACUUGGAGUAG